Hylaeus anthracinus is the source of this 1879-nucleotide messenger RNA. Its product is annotated as RING finger protein 145-like. The coding region runs from base 318 to 1595 and encodes 425 amino acids. Gene Ontology annotation, molecular function: ubiquitin protein ligase activity. Lineage: Eukaryota; Metazoa; Arthropoda; Insecta; Hymenoptera; Colletidae. Gene Ontology annotation, cellular component: endomembrane system. The transcript is spliced from 3 exons. The record is from RefSeq and is a predicted model, not a curated record.
GCCCCUUCUGCUUCUGGCGUGUGCUCUUCGUCCCCCCUUUGGUUCCUUUUGUUUUCAGGGGUGUGUUUAAUUGUAACCAAGUGUCUCGUUUAUUCGAUUUAGAUUAAGUGGAGAAACACCGCGAUCCGCGUGCCACGAGUGCGUUUUCUCAUCCAUGAAUCGCCGGUGGUGUGGUGUGGUGUCUUCGAAGAGGAGGAGUCCUCGCUGGCUCGCUGGGAAUUACGGUGUCCAAAUAAUUGCCAAAAUUAAACGUUCUAUUUUCGCGCGAGCGAGCAAGAUCACGGGAAUCUCGAAAAUAAAGGAAAUUUCCGGCGUGCAUGCGUCGCGAACAUUCUUUCGGCCGCGUUUGCGAGCGAACGGCUACCAACUAUAGCCUUUCUUUUCUGCAACGCAGCGACGCGCGAUCCAUCCGCGACGUAUGGAUGCGUAAUUAUCAGGGAACAAUCGAAAUAGCAUCGUCGGUGGCCACCGACGAAAUGUUGGCAACGACAUUGACACUGCUAUUGCGAGCGCGAAAAUAUUUGUCGGGCAACCAGUUAAUUUCUAGCCGUCCAACGGUAGAGUCACGACGAACCUCGGAACGCGAUAUCCUCGUUUUUUUCCCGUCUUCUUUUUCUCCACACGAAUAUAUAUCCCCCGGUGACGUCGAACAGGAGCGUCUCGAUAUUCCAAGUGUCUUCGAUGCGAGUCUUGGAGGUCCCAUCAAGAUGAUCCGGCGAUUUCUAAAACGAUUUUACGAGCCGAUCGACCGAGCGGAAACCAUUUUUCUUCGAAUGAAGAAUUUAUCUGUGAUGUUGAAUCAAAUUGUAUUCCUAGCGGUGGCCGAUCGUGUUCUGAUAACAGAGCCGAAAAUGACGUGCCUUUACACGUUGAUGUUUUACAAUGUGAUUACUUACUGCGUUAGUUACAUCAAGGAACUGAUCGAGAAAGAAGAUUGGUCACCGUACGUGACACUCACGGAAAGAUCCAACAUAAAGCAUUUAGCUAUGUCCGCUACGAAAAUAGUACUCGAAUGGACCAAGGCCGUUACCUUUAUCGUAACGAUAACAUUUAUGCUUCUCGUAUUUGGUUUGGAGCAGGGUCUUGAGAAUUACAAGCCAUCGGCAUCUUACACAGUGAUAACAUGGACUUAUUAUUCAGCGACGGAGAAAGUUUUCGCCGAGAUGUUUCCGUCGAUUUUGAAGUUCUUUCAAUCAGAAACUUUCGAAAGUAUGGAAGAACUUUACGCUCCUGUAAUAUUAAGGAUAUUCACCAUCGUUACGUCCGCCUUGUUUAUCUUGAUACUCGUACCGGUGGCAUCCUGGAGGUUUCUGCUCGUCGCUACCUACCUGAACGUUUAUUUGCGAUUGAAAGAUCUCGUGCAACAAUCUGGAGCGACGCUACAACGCGAACGUGAAAUAUUGAAUCGUUAUAGGAAGGCUACGCGCGAGGAAAUUGAAGAAUUUGACGACGUUUGCGCUGUUUGUCUUUGCAAUAUGACCAAGGCGAGGAUAACACCUUGCCAUCAUCUUUUCCAUGCAGACUGUUUACGGCAAUGCCUCAAAGCCAGCGACACGUGUCCUACAUGCAAAAGAGAACUGAUACUCGUACGUUGACUGGCUUGUUGUAUCGUGUCAACUAAGAUUUUGUUACUUUUACACUUUCCAAUGAAUUCUCUGGUCUAGGUUAACAAGAUAGAAAUUCACUUAUUCAUGUAUAACCAUUAGUUAAGUCAAGAUGUUUUUAUUGUAUAUACUUUGAUGACAUACUCAGUAUUAUUUGUGUAUGUAUACACCAAAAUAUAUUACACGCAUGCAUACCUAUGUAUGUGUAUGAAAAUAACAGAUUAGGUCUAGAACCAAUGCUGUAUUUACCGUUUUGAUUAAAUAACAUAAAAAGC